AUGGGAGAACUGCCGUCCGUUCGAGUUAACAUCACCAGACCAUUUCACAACUCUGGGGUGGAUUACUGCGGACCAUUCUACGUGCGAGAUCGAGUUCGUAGAAACAGCAAAAAGUACAAGGCUUAUGUAGCCAUAUUCAUCUGUAUGGCUACAAAGGCAGUACACAUAGAAUUGGUGGAGGACUUAACUACGGAAUCAUUCUUGGCAGCAUUGAAAAGAUUCAUAUCACGGAGAGGCAAGAUCCAGAACAUGUACUCGGACAACGGGAGAAAUUUUGUGGGAGCAGACCGAGUACUGCAGCAAACAAUCGAAGACGAAGAAUUUAAGGGAGCUGUUCAGGAGUUUGCAGCAAAUGAGCAAAUGCAGUGGCACUUUAUACCCCCUAGGUCGCCCCAUUACGGUGGUCUCUGGGAGUCGGCGGUGCGUUCGAUGAAAUUGCUUCUAAAACGUACUCUCGGGGAGGUUUGCCUCAAAGUUGGAGAAAUGACUACGGUCCUAGCACAAGUCGAGGCUGUCUUAAACUCAAGGCCCCUCACACCGUUAUCGGAAGAUCCAAGUGAUUUAAUAGCCUUAACUCCAGGUCAUGUUUUGAUUGGAAAUAGUCUACAAGCUUACCCUGAAAGGAAUCUACAAGAAAUACCGAUAAAUCGACUUUCAAGAUGGCAGUACACGGAACAACUCAAGCAAUGUCUGUGUUCCCGAUGGCGAAAGGAAUAUCUCGCGACGUGCCAGCAAAGGAGAAAGUGGAAAACCGACAGUGGUGCCAAAUUCGAAGUAGGGCAGCUAGUUAUGUUAAAGGAAAGCGAGUCUAUGCCCUUUAGAUGA
Messenger RNA from Vollenhovia emeryi, 825 nucleotides. RefSeq lists its product as uncharacterized. NCBI's taxonomy places the organism in Eukaryota, Metazoa, Arthropoda, Insecta, Hymenoptera, Formicidae. Gene Ontology annotation, molecular function: nucleic acid binding. Gene Ontology annotation, biological process: DNA integration. The transcript has a single exon. The record is from RefSeq and is a predicted model, not a curated record. Bases 1 to 825 code for a protein of 274 amino acids.